Echinococcus granulosus is the source of this 507-nucleotide messenger RNA. RefSeq names its product Eukaryotic translation initiation factor 3 subunit G. Bases 1 to 507 code for a protein of 168 amino acids. The transcript has a single exon. Lineage: Eukaryota; Metazoa; Platyhelminthes; Cestoda; Cyclophyllidea; Taeniidae. The record is from RefSeq and is a predicted model, not a curated record.
AUGCAACCAGUGUUUAACUUUGCUUUCUAUUUCUUUUUGUCAAGGAUUAUACUUCCAAAAAACGCUCCGCUUCCAGCUGAGCAGGUCAUCUACGAUCGCGAAAAUAACACCAAAAAAGUGAUUACUUAUGAAUCAGACGAUGAUGGUGAAACCUAUAAGGAAACGCGAGAGUAUACAAUUCAGAAGGUUCGAGUUCCCUCAGCCGUUGCUAAACGCAAGGCUUGGAAAAAGUUUGGUGACGCUGCUAAUGAUCCACCCGGACCUAAUCCUGCAUACACCUAUCCGGGUGAAAUCGUUAAUAUUCAGUAUUUGGGCAAUAAGCUCGUGAGUUCAAACUUUCUUGUUUUUAUCCCCUACUUUGUUCAGUCCUGCACCCUUUUUUCCAAAUUUUUGCCGAAAUAUUUGUUCUCUAGUAAAGUUCUGAACUUUGUUUUUAUUUUUUUCGCUUUAGUAUGUGUUGAAUUAUUUAUCAGGUCAAAUCAUCUAGUCACUUAUGUCAACUCUUAG